Messenger RNA from Strigops habroptila (Kakapo), 1889 nucleotides. Its product is annotated as cytochrome b-c1 complex subunit 7. Bases 49 to 477 code for a protein of 142 amino acids. NCBI's taxonomy places the organism in Eukaryota, Metazoa, Chordata, Aves, Psittaciformes, Psittacidae. Gene Ontology annotation, biological process: mitochondrial electron transport, ubiquinol to cytochrome c. The transcript has 4 exons. The record is from RefSeq and is a predicted model, not a curated record.
UCCGCCGCCAGUACCGGGCCGCCCGAUGCCUCCGCCCCGCCGGGGCGCAUGCGCCAGCGCCGGGGCGGCAUUGGCGGGCACGGCGCGCCCCCGGGAACGCGGCGGGUUACCCAGAAGGCAGCGCGCUGCGCCGAGGUCAAGAUGGCGGCGAGGGCGACUGUCGCAGGAAGCGGUCGCCUCAUGGACAAGUUUCGGAAGUGGUAUUACAAUGCAGCUGGAUUCAACAAACUAGGAUUAAUGCGAGAUGAUACAUGGUAUGAAGAUGAUGAUGUAAAAGAAGCAGUGAGGAGACUCCCAGAACAUCUUUACAAUGAAAGAAUGUUUCGCAUAAAGCGAGCGCUCGAUCUAAGCCUGAAACAUCAGAUCCUUCCAAAAGACCAGUGGGUGAAGUAUGAAGAGGAUCAGCAUUAUCUUGAACCAUACCUAAAAGAAGUAAUCCGUGAAAGACUUGAAAGAGAAGAAUGGAACAAGAAAUAACUAUUGAACUACUUCAUGCGAAUAUCCACAUAUUUCUGAUAUUUUUGAACAUUUGGUUAUAGAAGUCUACAGGGAGGCAAAUGUGAGGCCGAGGAAUACUAUUUCAGCUUGUUCAUUGAAUCUAUUCAUCCAAGUAAAAUAAACAUGUCAAAGUAUAAAACCUACUUGGAAGAGUUCUUUGCAAAUGUUAACAAGCUAAUGUUGAGAUCUUUCCUAUGAGCAUAUACAUUACAUAUUAGCUUAGUGGUAUGCAGUCUUCAUUCCAGCUUUUUGAUUCUUACUCUUUCCAUAGUACAGCUGUUCUCUGCGGUUGUAGGGUUAGGCAAGAAACACACAAAGCUGUUGGCGCUAGUUGCCCAGUUAAAUUAAAAAGGGGUUGCUUAUUUCUGUCAUCGCUUCUCCCUGGAGACGACGAUACUGGCUGGAUGUUACAGUGGCAUCAUGAGACAGCAGAAUGCCAUAUUCUGUAAUAUGUAUGUGCGUAGAUGCACAGUAAUGGAAAAUAUAGGUGAUUCCUUAAUCACAAAAUCAGGAAGUGUUUCACUAGCUUUUUGUACCAUAUACAUUAUUAAUUCUUAAAAGACUCUUUUCCUGUAAACCAUAAUGACCAUCUCACUUCAGUUUCUUGAGAUUUUUUUUAUCCUCUUACAAGGUAAAAGUAUGCUGAUGUACUUUCAACAGCAUAAUUAACUUCCCAUAUAUUUUCUUCGUUGCUUAAGUCAUGCUGUUGUAUACAGUGAUUGGUAUCAAGUAUUUUAAGUGGUCAGGCUUAAUGAUAUUUGAGAUAUACAUGGAAUUUGGGCUCUGCUUAAAUAACAGAAGGAUUUCAGUUGUAUCCAGAAAAUACUGGCCCUUGCUUGCUGAAGACCUCGAGUUUAGUCUUCCAUAGUUUAAUAGUGUUAAUUUGAAACAGAUUUUAGUAUUAUGUGUGAAAUUCAAAGCCUAUCAUAUAGCCCUCUGUAUGAAACACAUAGUCUUGUGUGAUAGUCCCAAGGUUUAUGUUUUCCUUUGUUAUGCAUGCUUGUCUGUCAAAUGCGAGAACCCACUGACCGAAAGCAGAGCAAUUUAGAAUAAGCAAAAUUGCAUAAAUAUGGAGUAAACCCUAUCUGCAGUUUUGAAUUGGUAUGCCCAGAUAAUACAGUACUGGAUUAGAAGUUAGAAUGGAAACAGUCUUUUAGCUUUGUUCAUUACUUUAACUAACCUUCAUCUGCUUGCUUCAGUUGCUCCCAGCUGUAGGAUGGAUUCAGUGAUCCCUGGAUGAAAUAUUUAUUACAGAACUUCACGGCCUGAAGCAGUAAAACACAGUGCUGCUGAAAUAUCUGCAUCACCGAUAUUCCUUGAAAGUCUGUGGGAAGAUUGUAUUAAUAAUGUGAUGUUUCUUUCAUCUCUUGUAGUAAAAUCUUAUUAUGGAA